Prunus mume (Japanese apricot) is the source of this 2054-nucleotide messenger RNA. It is a transcript of the gene MOT2, whose product is annotated as sulfate transmembrane transporter. Gene Ontology annotation, molecular function: molybdate ion transmembrane transporter activity. Gene Ontology annotation, biological process: molybdate ion transport. The record is from RefSeq and is a predicted model, not a curated record. NCBI's taxonomy places the organism in Eukaryota, Viridiplantae, Streptophyta, Magnoliopsida, Rosales, Rosaceae.
AGUUCCUAGGAUAAAAUUCAGCAUGCACCACAAUUAGACAUUUCAAAUUUUCAUAUAUAGUUAAGGUAGUUUGCAUUUGUAUACACCACCAACUUAUAACUACACUAUAAAACUACUAUCUCCCUCCCCUCCCCCUGCCCACCUCCUCCCCAACUCCACCAUGGAAGAAGAAGCCCCCUCACUCUCCACCACCACCACAAGCCCUCUCCUCCUCCACGAGCGGUGGCGCCACCACCUUCGCCUCAAAACCACGCUCUGCGCCGAGCUCUCCGGCGCAGUGGGUGACCUCGGCACCUACAUCCCCAUCAUCCUGGCCCUCACCCUCGUCUCCCACCUCGACCUCAGCACCACCCUCAUCUUCACCGCCCUUUAUAACUUCACCACCGGCCUCCUCUUCGGCAUCCCCAUGCCCGUCCAGCCCAUGAAGUCCAUUGCUGCCGUCGCAAUUUCCGAGUCCCCCCACCUCUCCCUCCCCCAAAUCGCCGCCGCUGGUCUGUCCACCGCCGGCGUCCUCCUCCUCCUCGGGGCCACCGGCCUCAUGUCUUUGCUCUACCGCUUCCUCCCCUUCCCCGUCGUCCGCGGCGUCCAGCUCUCUCAAGGCCUCUCCUUUGCCUUCACCGCCGUUAAGUACAUCCGCUUCAAUCAAGACCUCGCCGCCUCCAAAUCCACCUCCCCUCGGCCCUGGCUCGGCCUCGACGGCCUCCUCCUCGCCCUCUCUUCCCUUCUCUUCAUCGUCCUCGCCACCGGAGCCGGCGACGACGAUCACACUCACAAUCUCAGCACUGAAAACACAAUCAAUCGUCGCCGAUCACCACGACUUAAUCAACAGCUGAAAGUUUUAUCCCAAAUUCCUGCAGCUCUCGUAGUUUUCUUAUUUGGGCUGAUUUUGUGCUUUUUCCGCGACAUUUCAAUCUUGGGCGAUCUCAAAUUUGGGCCCUCUAAGAUAACCUUGUUGAAGAUUACAUGGGAAGAUUGGAAAAUUGGGUUUGUUCGCGGGGCAAUUCCCCAAAUCCCACUGUCAAUCUUAAACUCUGUGAUCGCCGUCUGCAAAUUAUCCGGCGAUCUGUUUCCAGACAGGGAGGCGUCAGCGAGGACGGUUUCGAUCAGCGUAGGGGUCAUGAACUUCGUCGGGUGUUGGUUCGGGGCAAUGCCUGUGUGCCAUGGAGCUGGAGGGCUUGCUGGACAGUACAGAUUUGGAGGGAGGAGCGGGGCUUCGGUUGUGUUUUUGGGGAUUGGGAAGUUGGUUUUGGCUCUGCUGUUUGGGAACUCAUUUGUGAGUAUUCUGAACCAGUUUCCGAUUGGGAUUCUUGGGGUGCUCUUGCUUUUUGCUGGGAUUGAAUUGGCUAUGGCUUCCAAGGAUAUGAACUCAAAGGAGGAGUCUUUUGUGAUGUUGGUUUGUGCUGCGGUUUCUUUGACUGGUUCUAGCUCUGCGUUGGGUUUUGGGUGUGGGAUUUUGUUGUUUUUGUUGCUCAAAUUGAGGGAGUUGGAGUUUUCUAGAGUUGGGUUUCUGAAAUCUAAGUCAGAAGAAUCAUCCAAAGAUGAUGAAGCUACUAGCUUGAUCCCUUGAGGUUUUGGGUUCGCCUGUUUUUGGUUCAAGUUAAAAGUGCUUUACAGAGGAAACUUCGAGCUCAUAUUGGUCAUGGGUUGAGAACGGGAAUUGAACUCUAUGAGAUCUAAUCUCCUGUUGUUCCUCAGUAGCUCAGUGGUAGAGGGGUCGGCUGUUAACGGACUGGUCGUAGGUUCAAAUCCUACUUGGGGAGAUUUUAUUCAUUCCGAAUUCUUUAAUUCGGAAUGACUUGAGAGGGGGAUUCACUGCAAAUACUAACUUGGCUCAUUAUUGCCGAGAUAAUGGUUUACUUCUUCACAUCCACACCGUGCAAUGCAUGCAGUUAUUAAUAGACAGAAGAAUCAUGCUAUACACUUUCGUUGCUUGGUAGUACUUCGUGCAAAUACUGCAAUGAGAGUUGGCUACAUGUAUUAUGUUGUUUAUUGAGCAGAGAUAAAUUAAUGAUACAAUAAAAAAGAGAAGAUGUAAUCAUGUAAAGCCUACAUGA